GAGGGGGGAGGAACAAGAUGGCGUCGGCGCCGUCCGCCUCGACGGGCCUAGCGGGCGGUAGAGCGCCGCGGCGCACGGCAGGGAACCGGCUCUCAGGACUGCUAGAGGCGGAGGAGGAGGACGAGUUCUACCAGACGACGUACGGGGGUUUUACGGAGGAGUCUGGGGACGAUGAGUACAAAGGCGACCAGUCAGACAGUGAUGAUGAAGUGGAUUCGGAUUUCGAUAUUGAUGAAGGAGACGAGCCCGGCAGCGAUCAGGAUGACGACGAGCCGAAGAGGAAGCGCAGGGUGGUCACCAAAGCCUACAAGGAACCCAUCAAAAGCCUGAGGCCCAAGAAACCGGACACAUCCGCCAGCAGCUCCCAGAAGGCGAGGGAAGAAAGAUCAACGCCGGCCGAGAUCCAGGAUGAAGUGGGAGACAGCCGUAAACACAUGCGCCAGUCAACAACGGAGCAUACGCGCCAAACCUUCCUUCGCGUCCAGGAGCGCCAGGUGCAGUCGAAGCGUAAGAAGGGGGCUGGCCCAAGCUACGAUAGGCCCCUCACGCAGGAAGAGCUUUUGGAAGAGGCCAAGAUAACGGAGGAGAUUAACUUGCGGUCUCUGGAGACAUACGAGCGCCUCGAGGCAGACAAGAAGCGGCAGGUCCAGAAGAAGCGCAAAUGCCUGGGGCCGACCAUCCGCUACUAUUCGGGGACUAUGCCCCUGAUCUCUGAUCUGGGCUGCAAGGAGGAAAACGUGGAUGUUGAAGGUUUGGACCAGGACGCACAGUUGCCCUCGGAGGUUCCCCCUACAACUUCCGCUCUGGCUGCUAAAUGCUCUCGCUCCUUCGUGACCUUCAGCGACGACGAGACCUUUGAACGCUUCUUCCCGAAAUCUCGCCCCCCCAAGCUGCCUGUGAAGGAGAUCUGCCCCGUCACCCACAAGGCCGCCAUCUACCGCGACCCCAUCACUGACAUUCCCUACUCCAACAUCCGGGCCUUCAAGAUCAUCCGCGAAGCCUACAAGAAAUACAUCACAGCCCACGGUUUACCAAACGCAGCAGCUGCCUCGGCUGCCCUUGGGGUGGGCCCCCCGGUAACUGACUCCAGUGUCCGGGCCACCAGGCAGAAGAUCAUCAUCAAACAGAGCGUCCCGGCCACAUAGGACACCCCAGAGCGGGCUCUACCUUUUGCCUCCUUGCUGUGGACACCCCUUCUAUUUCUGCAAAAAAGUGACUUGAAAGGGAAUGGACGCUGUCACUUCGUUGGUUGUCACUGUAUGUUUUUUACCUUAGUCAUUGUUUCUUUCCCUUGGCAAACCCUGUGCUGGGAUUAAGCCCCCUGCUGUCUGGAGAACUGCCAAGCCAAAUGCUGCCCUCAAGGCACAUGGGGUGACGUGUCUGGAACGGCACAUGGUUUCCCAUAUUGGCUGUCUGCUUAGGACUGCCAGGCCAUGAUCCAGGGCUGCAUCGGACUGCAGCAAGCAGGUCCCUAGUCAUAUGACACGGCUGCAGAGCAAGGGGGCUUGAGAUUUCUCCCCAAAAGGGCUCAGGGGACGGGGUCUCUCUUCUUCCAGCCAUGGGGCUGUUUAUGCUGAGGCACUGAGCCCUGGGUUUGGGGGCUGCUGUGGGGGAGCACAGUCAGACAAGUGGAAUUAGACAUUGCUGUCUGGUUGACUUCCCCUCCUUGACCUGGAUCUAAGGCCAGCCCCAGGCGCUAUUUUGAGGAAAGGGUGAGUACGGUGCCCAUGGCGUGCUUUUAAAUUGAAAUUGGACUUCCUUUUUCCCACAGUUGUUACUUUCCAACUCUGAGUGUCUCUUAAAAAAAAAUAAACAGCUUCCCAAUGAA
Molecule: messenger RNA, 1828 nt
Organism: Eublepharis macularius
Lineage: Eukaryota; Metazoa; Chordata; Lepidosauria; Squamata; Eublepharidae
Gene: VPS72
Product: vacuolar protein sorting 72 homolog
Exons: 6
Coding region: 18-1145 (375 amino acids)
Biological process (GO): chromatin remodeling; regulation of DNA-templated transcription
Cellular component (GO): nucleus
Molecular function (GO): ATP-dependent H2AZ histone chaperone activity
Source: RefSeq, a predicted model, not a curated record